Messenger RNA from Phaeoacremonium minimum UCRPA7, 594 nucleotides. Its product is annotated as putative ran-interacting mog1 protein. Bases 1 to 594 code for a protein of 197 amino acids. NCBI's taxonomy places the organism in Eukaryota, Fungi, Ascomycota, Sordariomycetes, Togniniales, Togniniaceae. The transcript has 3 exons. Gene Ontology annotation, cellular component: nucleus. Gene Ontology annotation, biological process: protein import into nucleus. Gene Ontology annotation, molecular function: small GTPase binding; guanyl-nucleotide exchange factor activity. The record is from RefSeq and is a predicted model, not a curated record.
AUGACGACCUAUCUGAGUACCCCGCUGUUUGGCGGGGCUCUGGUUUGCGACUUGCCCGAGAAGUUCGCGGAUGUCAGCAAACUGCGUCAAGUUCCCGACAACCAGGAAGUCUACAUCGACAAAGAGGGCUUUACCAGCAUCAUCUUUGACAUCACUGAGCGUGUUGGCCCAGCCGGCAGUACGCCAGAGAUUGAUGGCAGGGCCAUGACCACACACCUCGAGGAGCUUGUCGGGACUGAUGUCGAUACCGUCAAGGUCUGGAACACCACCGAGACUCAAUUCUCGCGCCUAGAUUACGAUAUACCUGCGUACACUCUGAUCGCAACCCAGACACCACCUGUAGACCCGUCCCAGUCCAAGUCUGCCGCGCCCGACUUCACAGCCAUCAUCCUCACCCUACUGCGCUUGGAGAAGGAAUUAACUGACAUCCUCAUCACCAUUAAUGUACCUCACAUCAAGGGCGAAUAUGACGAGGAAGAAAUCGAUCUAGAGCUUGGCAAGCAGGGCCAGCUGAUCGGGGACGCGGUAGAAUACGCUGCGAGGAUCUGGGAUACAUUUCAGGUGAAGGACUGGAAUCUUUUCAACGAAGUCUGA